Fragaria vesca subsp. vesca is the source of this 1305-nucleotide messenger RNA. RefSeq lists its product as uncharacterized. Gene Ontology annotation, molecular function: O-acetyltransferase activity. NCBI's taxonomy places the organism in Eukaryota, Viridiplantae, Streptophyta, Magnoliopsida, Rosales, Rosaceae. The record is from RefSeq and is a predicted model, not a curated record. Bases 1 to 1305 code for a protein of 434 amino acids. The transcript has 3 exons. Gene Ontology annotation, cellular component: Golgi apparatus.
AUGACUUGGGGAUCCUCAAAAAGUUAUAGUUCAAAGACUGGUGCCUAUCCCAAAACCAUAGUUUCUUGGAUUUUCAUUUCAGUUGCAGGAUUGGUAUUGCUCAGAAGUCUGGUUUCUUGGGACUUAGAAUUAAACAACACCCUAACUUCCUCGUAUUCCAAAUCCACGAGUGUGCCAACGUAUUCCAAAUCCACGAGUGUGCCAAAUGCAACAAGCAUUCCUUCAUUCGAUUCAGAUUGUGAUCUGUAUGAUGGAACAUGGAUUCAUGAUCCAACGAUUAAACCAGCUUAUACAGAAGCAUGCCCUUUCAUGUCAAGUAAGCUAAAGUGUCAGGCGAAUGGGAGGCCUGACAAGGAGUACCUGAACUGGCGAUGGAAGCCUUCUCAAUGUGACCUUCCACCGUUUGAUGGCAUGCAAUUUCUUGGAUUGCUGAGUGAGAAGACAAUAGCUUUCAUCGGCGAUUCCAUCAGUCGAAACUUUAUGGAGUCCUUACUAUGCACUCUCCAACAAGUAGAAGAUCCAGUAAUUGGAAGCAACCGUAGAAUGAAAAUCUACGAUUUCGAGAAGUCAUUUGUGAAAAUUGUCCGAAUUUGGUCGUCGCGGCUCAUCAACGAAACACAUGGAGAUUUCAGCACGGAUGGUGUGUCAAAGCUCCAUCUCGAUGUCCCGGACCAACACUUCAUCGAUCUAAUCCCACAAUUUGAUGUGAUUGUUCUUUCUUCUGGCCCCUGGUUUGAGAAACCAGCCAUGAAAUUGUUGAACAACGAAGUUGUGCGCCUAAAUAUGACUCAAGCAUAUGGGAUCUCAGUGGAAACAGUUCUCACUUCAAUAGUAACUCACCCACAAUAUAAAGGGAUUACGAUUUUGAGUUCUUAUUCACCGAAGCAUUUUGCGGGUGGGGAUUGGAAUGAAGGUGGAACAUGCUCUGGAAAUGUGAUGCCAAUUGGUGCAGGAGAGUUGGUGGAAAAUAAAGACACUAAUAAGGCCAUGCAUGAAGCCCAAGUAAUGGGGUUUAACAAUGCUAUUAAGAAGAAGAAAAAUAAGUCUAAGUUGAGACUAAUGGAUAUCACUCAAGCCUUUGAGUAUCGCCGUGACGGGCAUCCGGGUCGGUACGACAACCCGACAAAACAGACACAACCUGGACCGGUCAGAAAGUCUAAACCCGAAGAUUGCUUGCAUUGGUGCAUGCCGGGUCCAGUUGAUACAUGGAACCAAUUUAUGCUUCAGAUCUUAAUAGACGAAAUCGAGGGUAAACAAAUAGUGGCGGACGCAGAAAAUUUUGAAAGCGAAGGCAAAAAUUCUUAA